This is a messenger RNA of Sciurus carolinensis (gray squirrel), 3108 nucleotides long. It is a transcript of the gene Eif2ak1, whose product is annotated as eukaryotic translation initiation factor 2 alpha kinase 1. The transcript has 15 exons. Bases 91 to 1962 code for a protein of 623 amino acids. Gene Ontology annotation, molecular function: protein kinase activity; ATP binding. NCBI's taxonomy places the organism in Eukaryota, Metazoa, Chordata, Mammalia, Rodentia, Sciuridae. The record is from RefSeq and is a predicted model, not a curated record. Gene Ontology annotation, biological process: protein phosphorylation.
UUCCGGAUCGGCGUCUGUCACCGCGGGUGGCUAGCCGAAGUGGCUCUGAGCGAGCCAGGUUGCGGUGCUGAGGCCUGCGCGCGGCCGGAGAUGCUGGGGGGCUGCUCUGGGGCCCGGAAGGACAAAGCCGAGGGCGACCGGGCGGGAGGUGUAGCCUCGCCGCCAGCCAUCGACUUCCCGGCCGAGGGCUCGGAACCAAAGUAUGAUGAAUCUGAUGUUCCAGCAGAACUCCAGGUGUUAAAAGAACCCCUUCAACAGCCAACUUUCCCUUUUGCAGUUGCAAACCAGCUAUUGCUGGUUUCUUUGCUGGAACACUUGAGCCAUGUGCAUGAACCAAACCUACUUCGUUCAAAACAGGUGUUUAAAUUACUUUGUCAGACCUUUAUCAAAAUGGGGCUGCUGUCUUCUUUCACCUGCAGUGAUGAAUUUAGCUCAUUGAGACUACAUCACAACAGAGCUAUUACUCAUUUAAUGAGGUCCGCCAAAGAGAGAGUUCGCCAGGAUCCUUGUGAAGAUAAUUCAUAUAUGCAGAAAAUCAGAUCCAGGGAAAUAGCCUUUGAAGCACAAACUUCACGUUACUUGAAUGAAUUUGAAGAAAUUGCCAUCUUAGGAAAAGGUGGAUAUGGAAGAGUAUACAAGGUCAGGAAUAAAUUAGAUGGUCAGCAUUAUGCAAUUAAGAAAAUCCUGAUUAAGGGUGCAACCAAGACCGAUUGCAUGAAGGUACUUCGGGAAGUAAAGGUGCUGGCAGGUCUUCAACACCCUAAUAUUGUAGGCUAUCACACUGCAUGGAUAGAACAUGUUCAUGUGGUUCAGCCCCAAGGUAAGGCAGGCAGAGUUCCUAUUCAGUUGCCCUCUCUUGAAGUGCUCUCUGAUGAGGAAGACAGAGAUCAAUAUGGUGGUGUUAAUGAAAGCAGCUCAUCAAUUAUCUUCGCUGAGUUUACCUCAGAAAAAGAAAAACCCUUUGGAGAAAAUGACGGUGAAAAUCAGAAUAACAAAUUGGUGAACUACACCACAGAUUUAGUUAUAAGGGACAGCAGUGAACUUGAAUCGUCCAUUAAUCUCCAAGAAAAUGGUUUGGUUGAUUUGUCUGACAGAUCAAUUGUUAAACAUCAACUGCCAGUAAGGCAUAAUUCAGACCUGGAAGGGAAUUUCUCAUUCAGUGAAGAGUCUUCUGAAGAAAACUUUAACUUAUUGGGGCAGACAGAGGUGCGGUACCACCUGAUGCUGCAUAUCCAGAUGCAGCUGUGUGAACUCUCCCUAUGGGACUGGAUAGCCGAGAGGAACAAGCGGGGCCAAGAGUGUGUGGAUGAAGCUGCCUGUCCAUAUGUUAUGGCCAGUGUUGCAACAAAAAUUUUUCAAGAAUUGGUGGAAGGUGUAUUUUACAUACAUAACAUGGGUAUUGUGCACAGAGAUCUGAAGCCUAGAAAUAUUUUUCUUCAUGGUCCUGAUCAGCAAGUAAAAAUAGGAGACUUUGGCCUGGCCUGCACAGACAUCAUACAGAAGAAUGCAGAUUGGACCAAUAAAAAUGGGAAGGAAACACCAACACACACUUCCAGAGUGGGUACUUGUCUGUAUGCCUCACCUGAGCAGUUGGAAGGAUCUGAGUAUGAUGCCAAGUCAGAUAUGUACAGCUUGGGUGUAAUCCUGCUUGAGCUCUUUCAGCCAUUUGGAACAGAAAUGGAGCGAGCAGCAGUUUUAACAGGAGUAAGAACUGGUCACAUACCUGAAUCCCUCAGUAAAAGGUGUCCAGUUCAAGCCAAGUAUAUCCAGCACUUAACUAGGAGGAAUGCAUCUCAGAGACCAUCUGCUCUUCAGCUGCUGCAGAGUGAACUUUUCCAAACUUCUGGAAAUGUUAAUCUCACCCUACAGAAGAAGAUAAUAGAGCAAGAAAAAGAAAUUGAAGAACUAAAGAAACAGCUAAGCCUCCUUUCUCAGGACAGAGGGGUUAAGGAUGAUGUGUAGACCUGAGACCACCUGAGCGCCCCUGUCCCCCUGCCUGGCCCCAUGUCUCUUUCAAAGCACAGCAGGCACUCGCCAGGCCUGGGAAGACGGGAAAAAAUACAAAAGAUGGCAUAUAGAAUGGGAGCUUACCUGUCUAGCCUUAUUUAGGCUACAUCAGUAAUAUGAAAGUGGACUUAUCUCUUAGAACAAGCAACUGGAAUGUAAAUUUUCAAUCUUUAGUAGAAUAUAGAUGGUAUGAUUCUUAAUUGUAUUUAGUAAGCCUGUAGAAGACUUAUUAAAGAUGUAAAAGUACCCCCAGCUGCCUUUUCCUUAAGUAGCUCUUUCAUGACCUAAGAUUGCACUAAAUUAACUUUUAUUUUUCUUUCUUUUUAUCUUGUGGUGCUAGGGAUUGAACCCAGGGCCUCCUGCAUGCCGGUCAAAGGCUCUACUACUGAGCCAGAUCCCUAGCCCCUCUAUCUUAAACCUGUUAUGUUCUUUCCCUCUCUUCUGCAAGCUUGUAUUCCUGAAUUUCCUACUUAAAUAUUUCUGUCCGGUUUCUGAAAUUGAAAAUUUAAGCAUCACUUUCAAUAAUUCCUCUUUGAAUUAUGCUUGUUGACCAUCCAGUCCUCCAGAAGGUUCUACUGUAGAAAUCCAAGGGUGCUUCCCUUUCUAAUCCCCACGUGGAGGCCUACAUGCCAGCUGGGUUGUCAUGGUCCAACAGCUGCCAGUCUCCUCAGUCCUUUCCUGCUGCUGCUGAAGCCAGUUCCUAGAAAGACACCUGAUUGUAUCACUCCUUGGUUCAAAACCACCUGCUGGCUCUGGCUGUCUCUAAGGUGGAAUUUCAGUUUUUCAGCACCAUCUCCAACUUUUCUCUGUUCUUGCACCUUCAACUCACCAUCAUUCUCUAUAGAAAGUGACCUCAGAGCAGCAGAGACACCAUCUUUCUUCUGCCCAGCUCUGCUCCCGGAAGCCCUUCCAUAUAAUAUGGCCUUCAACUCCCCCAACAGCCUACAUUCCUGAGGCGGCGGUCUGAUGUGCCUCCCACAGUUUGCAGUCCUCAUGGUGUUCUGUACACAGUUUUAAUGAAUUUUAAAUAAAAUGGAACCCAUAAGUUACAUGAUGCUUUUAUUGAUAUUUGACAACUGUCCUAAAUAAAAGACUUUGAUU